CUGGCUGCGGCUCCUCGUGGUCGGUGUGGUCUGCGCGGGCUGUGCUCUGGCCGGCGUCUCCGGCCUCGGCUAUCCGAGUGCCCAGCAGGAGCACGACAUGCUCAUCCUGGACGCCCUCUCCCGCCGCAGCGGCACCGGAUACUAUGGCGAGAACAGCGUAAUGGAGAUGCUAUCUCGAAUGAUACCGCAAUCGUGCCGCUUUCGUGGCCACAAGUUCGAGUGCGGCCUGUCCAUCUCAUGUGUUUUGGGCGGCGGCAAGCCCCUGGAUCUGUGCUCUGGCGGUAUGAUCUGGUCAUGUUGCGUCGACAAAGAUCUCGAUGCCGAGGAGAGUCCGCAUGCCGCUCCAGUAAACAAUACGAGCUGUGGAGAGGUGUACACCCGCUCCAAUCGCAUUGUGGGCGGCCACUCCACAGGAUUCGGCUCGCAUCCCUGGCAGGUGGCCUUGAUCAAGAGUGGUUUCCUCACUCGGAAGCUGAGCUGCGGCGGUGCCCUGAUCUCAAACCGUUGGGUGGUCACGGCCCCCUCACUGUGUGGCUACGUAAGUACAGUUUCGAUUCCGAUACAGCGCCUGGGCGAGUGGGAUGUGCGUGCGCAGGAGGAGCGCCUGAACCACGAGGAGUACGGCAUUGAGCGUAAGGAGGUGCAUCCCCACUAUAAUCCGGCGGACUUCAAGAACGACGUGGCUCUGAUACGCCUGGACCACAACGUGGUCUACAAGCAGCACAUCAUACCCGUCUGCCUGCCGCCGUCGUCGACCAAGUUGACGGGCAAAAUGGCCACCGUGGCGGGGUGGGGGCGGACGCGGCACGGCCAGAGUACGGUGCCCUCGGUGCUGCAGGAGGUGGAUGUGGAGGUCAUUUCCAACGAUCGCUGCCAGCGAUGGUUCCGCGCUGCGGGACGAUGGGAGGCCAUCCACGAUGUGUUUCUCUGCGCCGGCUACAAGGAGGGUGGCCGGGACUCCUGCCUCACCAUGGACGGCCGCAAGACGCUGAUCGGCCUGGUCUCCUGGGGAAUCGGUUGCGGCCGGGAGCACCUGCCGGGCGUCUACACGAAUAUCCAGCGCUUCGUGCCCUGGAUCAACAAGGUGAUGGCCAACGACAAUGCGUAAUGCGUGACGCGGCCCGCCCCUGGACCAGGGGAGCAAACUGAAUUGGAAGACUGCACCUGUCCGCGGAGAAGUUGUGCGGUUGUGCGGUUGCGUGUGUCCGUCGCGUUGCGGGGAUGGUGAUGGUGAUGGAGCGCCCCCAGCGUCCGCAUCUCGGUAGCCAGGCCAUGUGAUUCCUCUACGACUCGGGGUUGCUAGUGUGUAAGACGAAGGUCGUCGCCAUCGCGGGCCUUGUAUUUAUUUUAAUCUAAUUCCAGUUUCCAGGGACCCCCUAUCCCAAUCCGAACCCUGCCCCCUAUUCACCCCUGCAUUCAUUUGUUGUUCGGCUUAAACUUUCCAUAUUUAUUAUACUGUUCGACGAACGAU
Drosophila miranda is the source of this 1471-nucleotide messenger RNA. Its product is annotated as serine proteinase stubble-like. NCBI's taxonomy places the organism in Eukaryota, Metazoa, Arthropoda, Insecta, Diptera, Drosophilidae. Gene Ontology annotation, biological process: proteolysis. The coding region runs from base 98 to 1108 and encodes 336 amino acids. The transcript has 5 exons. Gene Ontology annotation, molecular function: serine-type endopeptidase activity. The record is from RefSeq and is a predicted model, not a curated record.